Messenger RNA from Fusarium tjaetaba, 1128 nucleotides. RefSeq lists its product as uncharacterized. The transcript has 5 exons. Lineage: Eukaryota; Fungi; Ascomycota; Sordariomycetes; Hypocreales; Nectriaceae. The record is from RefSeq and is a predicted model, not a curated record. The coding region runs from base 1 to 1128 and encodes 375 amino acids.
AUGCCAGCCCAACCCUUUGCCCUUCUGGAACCUCGUUGGGCGAAUCCUGGAGAAGGUUGGUUCCGUGCCGCUUAUAAAUGGGACAGAGACAAGAUCUACAAAUGGAUGAGGGAGACUGCUGACGCAGUUCGAGCCCAGCCCGGAAAUCAAGAACUGGGUACUCUCCUUGUGGAUAUUCACAAUCGCGUGACCCUCCUUUCGCUCGAGAAUGGCAGUCUGUACAAGGACGUAACAAAGCAACCAUCAUCGCAUAUUGCACGACUGAUGGACAGUAGCUGGAACCAGGAUGUUCCAACAUCAUGUCCCAUGCCGCAAUGGUGGUGCCCCUACGAUCUCCUUGGGCUUUUCCUUAGCCUCCUGGGUCCAGCGCCGGCCGCUGCUGACAAAAACAACUUCUACCUCCCUCUCACAGCUGUCUACGGGCGCUGGUGCUCACGUAUCGCGGGCGAGGCAGAUCCAGGUUGGAAGUGGGAUCCAUGGCCAAGUAUUCAAGGAGAGGGUGAAUUGCCGUAUGUAUUCCAAUGUACAUGGUAUCUCGAAACGGACCCCAGCACCAAGCAGCAUUGGGGGCAGUACUUCCUAGGGGCGUCCAACGCCGGAGACAAGUUUGAGGAGAACCCCACAUAUACCGGAGCUUGGAGGGAGAGAGCACAGGAGGCCCGUUUUGAUAUGCUAUUCAGAUGUCAGAAAGUGCCCAUGGUUCAGGCCAACGACUUCAGAGACAAGACGGCUCCCAACAUGAAUCCUGACAAUGCCGGGCGCAACAUGGUCCCGUAUGGAAACUGCGCCGAAACGUAUCCAUUUGCGAUCAGAUUCCUACCAGAUACAACUAAGAACGGAACUUCAAUGACAGGCCUUGCGCUCAAAAGUAAAUUCAUGCACAAGGCGGAGUAUCCCGACUAUGAAGAAUGGGGUAGCAGUGAUGUUUGGAAAAACUUGAUGCCCCCUUGCGCUAAUUGCAAGGAGCUUCUUAAAAGGGCCGGGGCGAAGGAGUCACUGUUUGCACCAAAUUUAGAUAAGGACAAGGCUCCAAAACGACCAAAGUCAAUGAUGGAAAGUGAAGAACUGUUUGUCGAGAAUGGGGCUUUGGAAAGAGAGUUGAGUCAGGCAGUUUUAGCAGUGCCGUAA